AUGACGGCCCUGCGGUUUGCACCCUGGCAGAGCGACGUCGAUGUACAGUUCUACGCAGCGCUUGCACACAUCAAGAUUAAUCAUGACAAACUCGACGACUCCGCGCGUAAGGUGCUCGGAUUGUACGAGGUGCGCUCGGGCGACCACUCCUCGCGCUCCAUGCGCGUCCAGAUACAUCCCAAUGCGCUCACUUCGGACGAGACGCCGCCAAACUUUUGCCGCGCCGAGGGUAUCAUCAAGAACUGCAAUACCAUAGAAGACUACAAGAACCUCGACCGCACCGCAAUCCUCGAACGUUGCGCUCAAACAAUAUGGGAUGCGAUCCACGACGGUUCCAUCUACGAAUGCCCCUCCCUCCUGUCCUCCUUCACCGCCAUCAUCUUCGCCAACCUCAAAAAGUACAAGUUUACGUACCACUUUGGUUUCCCCGCUAUACAGUCAGACCCGCCGUGGAAGCAAAUAGGGCCGGCAAGCAGACUCCAUGCCAGAGAGACGACCUAUCUCGUCGACGCAGUGCAGACGUGGCGCUAUAGCUCAGAUGUGCGCCAGAGAGGCUUCUUUUUGGCCAAGCGCAUCCGAGGUGGUACCGAAGCGGGUGAGAGAUCAAGAACACCAGUCAGUCCUCUUGAAGAGUUUGGAUACACAUGGGUCAUUGGCACGCUCGAGGCGUAUGAAAAGGGCUUCUUCCAUGGUAUCGACGAGGCGGAUCGUCUAAUCUGCUUUGCAGACCCCUCCACCUACGAAGAGAACCCAGGAUGGCCACUGCGGAAUCUGCUCAUACUCAUGAGGCAUCGAUGGCGCCUGAACAGGGCCCAGAUUUUGUGUUAUCGCGAUACACACUUGCGGCGCGACCAACCCAACUCUUUGAUCUUGCAACUCGAGUCUGAAGGUGUGGAUCUAGAGCCUGUAUCACUGGAGAGUUCGCAUUCCUCGUUGCAAGCACCAAAGUUGCCAAAGGUCACGGGAUGGGAGCGCACAGAAGCCGGAAAGCUGUCAUCACGAAACGUUGACCUCUCCGAGUACAUGGACGAACGAAAGCUGGCAGAUCAGGCUGUGGACUUGAAUCUCAAGCUGAUUAAAUGGCGUAUCGCACCCACGAUAGAUCUGGAUGUCAUCAAGAAUGCAAAGUGUCUGUUACUCGGUGCAGGUACCUUGGGAACCUAUGUAUCAAGAACACUCAUGGGCUGGGGCGUGCGAAAGAUCACCUUUGUCGACAACGCCACUGUUAGUUUCUCGAAUCCCGUACGGCAGCCACUAUUCAAUUUUGAGGACUGUCUCAACGGCGGAGCCAAGAAGGCAGAGAGAGCGGCAAAGGCAUUGACGGAGAUAUAUCCUGGUGUAGAUGCAACUGGCCAUGUCAUGGAGGUGCCCAUGCUCGGUCAUCCCAUGACCGACGCCGCAAAGACAAAGGCCGACUUCACCAAGCUACAGCAACUCAUUCACGAACACGACGUCAUUUUUCUCCUCAUGGACACGCGAGAGAGCAGAUGGCUGCCCACAGUCAUGGGCAAAGCAGCCGGGAAAAUCGUACUCAACGCCGCCCUGGGCUUUGACACGUACGUCGUCAUGCGCCACGGUCUAAAGGCCACACAGCAAGGCGACAUAGAACUAGGCUGCUAUUUCUGCAACGACGUCGUCGCCCCCGCAGACGCAUCGCCCCAUUAG
Molecule: messenger RNA, 1665 nt
Organism: Plenodomus lingam JN3
Lineage: Eukaryota; Fungi; Ascomycota; Dothideomycetes; Pleosporales; Leptosphaeriaceae
Gene: ATG7
Product: Autophagy protein 7
Biological process (GO): autophagy of mitochondrion; C-terminal protein lipidation; piecemeal microautophagy of the nucleus
Cellular component (GO): phagophore assembly site; cytoplasm
Molecular function (GO): Atg12 activating enzyme activity; Atg8 activating enzyme activity
Source: RefSeq, a predicted model, not a curated record